AUGACGAGAGCGACCUCCAUCAAGGACGUCGAUCAGCACGACGCUGUCAAGUCGAUCGCUCACUUCCUGAAGAAGAGCGGAAAGGUCAAGGUUCCAGAGUGGUCCGACCUUGUCAAGCUUGGAGUCAACAAGGAGCUUGCUCCAAUUGACCCGGAUUGGUUCUACACUCGUGCCGCCAGUCUUGCUCGUCACCUGUACUUCCGCCCGGCCGGUAAGCUUUAUUUUUUAAAAUUCAGUUGAGGAUAAAAUACUUCCUCUAAAUAACCGGAUUUCUUUUCCAAGAAAUGGUAAUAGUGAAAGGUUUUGUUUGCAGGAAUCGGAGCCUUCAAGAAGGUGUAUGGAGGAAAUAAGAGACGCGGAGUCGCCCCGAACCACUUCCAAACUUCGGCUGGAAACUGCCUCAGAAAGGCCGUUCAGCAGCUCGAGAAGAUCAAGUGGGUCGAGAAGCACCCAGACGGCAAGGGAAGAAUCCUAUCCAAGCAGGUAAAUUUUUUCCUUUCUCCGUUAACCUUCAGUUAGAUAAGUUUUCACAAAAACACUGCUAAUAUUUUUCAGGGACGCAAGGAUCUGGACAGAAUCGCCACCAGCCUCAGAUCCUCGGGACAACAAGCCUAA
Messenger RNA from Caenorhabditis sp. 36 PRJEB53466, 615 nucleotides. Lineage: Eukaryota; Metazoa; Nematoda; Chromadorea; Rhabditida; Rhabditidae. The record is from the annotation of a GenBank genome assembly.